Molecule: messenger RNA, 2967 nt
Organism: Phytomonas sp. Hart1
Lineage: Eukaryota; Euglenozoa; Kinetoplastea; Trypanosomatida; Trypanosomatidae
Source: the annotation of a GenBank genome assembly
AUGAACCCGCUGGACUGCGCGGAUGCCUUUCAGUACUACUACGGCGCCGAGGGCACGUACCACGAUGUCGAGAGCGCCGUUUUUCAUAACCCACGCCGAGCCCAGUGCGGCUCGCAGGACUACCGGUACCGCUACCAAACGACCUGGCGGCCCCCCGCCGACGACGGCGGGGGGGAUAAGGGCCCGUCAGGGCCGCCGCUGUGGUCCGUGGUGGAUCAGCUCCGGGCAUUCUGCGCCCUCCAUCCGGACGACCCCGCGCUGUCCUGGCGCUCCGUGACGUCGUAUAAAAAAUACCCCCACGACCCCGCGCCCCCCCUACGGCGGUGUUUGUACUACAUGGGGCCGCCCCACACCAUGACGUGCGCGGCGCUGUGGGCGAACAUCGAGGCCUUCGGCCAAGGCCUGCGCUCGCUGGGGCUGAAACCCAGCGACCCGGUGGGUCUGAUGGAGGACACCCGCUGGGAGUGGCUGGUGACCUGCUAUGGGUGCUGGUCCCAGGGGCUCGUCCCGGUCGUCUUCCACGGCGCCGACAGCUGUCUGCGGCGGGUCGCCAUCGAGGUCCUCCUGCGCACCAAAGUAGCCGUCUGCCAACGCCAUGUCAUGGACCGACUGCGGCGGUACAUUCAAGAGGCGGUCGCGCUGCAUGAGAGCUACUCAGGGGAAGGUGAGGGGGGUCGCCAAAAGACACGCGAGGCGCCUCACCGAAGCGCUCCCCCACGCCCGCUUUUCAUCGUAAUGCGGCAGUCAAACAUCAUGGAUGCCCAAUCCACGCACCUUCCAUGCGACACCCCAAGGAAUGACGCGAAGGUCAUGACCGAUAGUUCAAACCCGCAGCACCAUCGAGACGAAUCGGAUGAGGAGGAGGAGGCGCUGUGGUGGACUGAGGUCUUGGAAUAUGGCAAGAAGAUUAUCUUUCAACGGAAUGCGAGGCAAAAUCAUCAACGGCGGAAACCGCGAAGCCACGUUUUAACAAGUCUUCAAAAAGCUUAUAAGUAUGAUGAAGACAAUCUCAUUGUAAAUUCGCCCCAUUCAGCGAAGAAACAGCCCCGCACUGUAGGCGUCGAUGCUGUUUCACGACGCAGAGAUGUGCAAAAACACUAUGACCUCACUCCAAACUCGAAUCCCUCAAAUACUAUAGAGGCUUUGCCCACGUCCUACGAGUCCAUCCCGUUAGCGCCCGCAAGUCGAUACCUAGCCCUUUCAAGCGGCGGUAGUACCAGUGGGCUGGUACCACUUCGCUCGUCGGACUUGGCAUUAGUCGUCUACACCGAAGGGGACCCCAAAGGAGUCCUCCUCACUCACGGCGCCCUAGCCGCAUCAGUCGCGGGGUAUCGUGAGCGGUUUCUUAGCAUGCAGCUCUUCACCCCAUCUUUUGCUGACGACAGUGAAAAUGGGAAUUCAGAUAGGCAUGAGGAAGAGGAUAAGGCUGAGCCUGAUAAAGAAAACUUGCCCACGGGCGAAAUAGUAGAAAGUCAACAAAGAAACACCAAAUACCACCACGGCAAAGUUGAAUCAAACGAGAUUGAUAGGAGUCAUACUAACCAGGAGAAAUGCGGGGGACAAGGAUACUGCAAGAGGAUAUUCCAAUACCUUUCGACGAUAAUGCGGACGAACCCCAAUGGCGGUAUUCGGAAAUAUCUGUGGCGCACCGAAGAGCCGCCAUCAAGACGUCACGCAGAGGCACCAACCUACCUUGCUUAUCUCCCACUUCACAACGUGCGGGAGUUGGUGCUGGAGAUGUGUUUUCUCACGGAGGGGUUCCUGCUAUGUUAUGGAUCGAACGCGACCCUCACAAACGCCGACGCCCAUCCCAGGGGUGAUCUCGAGCAGUACAAACCGCUCAUCUUCAGCGCCGUCCCGCACACGUUAGAUCAGCUCUGCCGCACCGUAACCCGGACCCUCGCCGAGGGCUUGCCCCGGCUCCUCUUUGAGGUUGGCUACGAGAAGCGCCGACAGGCCCUACGGCGUGGCCUCGACACGCCCUUCCUGAAUGAGUUUAUAUUUGGGCAGCCGCGGCAGCUGCUCGGGGGGCGGUGCCAGUUGGUGCUCUCCUGCUGUGGGCCCCUGCAUCCGCGCACGCAGGAGUACCUCAAAGUCGUCUGCUGCGUCGCCGUCUCGCAGAUCUACGCCCCGACCGAGGCGGGGGGGUGCGGCGUGAUGCAGGACCUUUGGGUCGACCACAUGCGCAACAUCGGGGGUCCGCUCGGCCCGGUCGAGAUGAAACUUCGGGAUGUAAAACAAUGGAACCAUCGUACGGUCAGGCCCUGCGGUGAGCUAUUGCUCGGUGGACCUACAAUCAUGGCGGGCUACCAUUGCAAUCCGGAGAAAACCGCCGCCGUGUUGGAGAACAAGGGCUGGCUGCACACGGGCGACAUCGUGGAGCGGCUUCCGGACGGGACCCUCCGCCAAGUGGCGCGUCUGGGGCCUCAGAAUGUAAACGCGAUGGGCUGUAUUAUGGACGUCGAAUCGCUGGAGGCGAUAUAUAAUCAACACCCUCUGUGCGCUGCCCGACGCGACGCGGAUAGUGGUGGUAGCGUGUGCGUUCUGGUUCACCCCUUUGGAUCCUACAUAUGUGCCCUGGUCCUGACUGACAAACCCCGCACCACCGCAUUUAUCCAGGAUGCGGCGACGCAGUCCUACAUCGCAAGAGCCAGCCGCGCGGCAUUGAAGAGGGGAUCUCGCCCAGGUGGAAAAAACGAGGGUAGCACACGGGGCAAAAGUCAGCUCCAAUCCUGGCCGCACUGUUUGUGUGAACCACUCUUCAACGAGGCUGCCGCGGAAUCACUUCGAGAAUUAGCGAUGCAGCAUCACUGUAUGUCCCAUGAGCUUGUUCACCACGUGCGGGUCCUCUAUGAUGAGUGGACGACCCAAAACGGCGCACGAACAGUCACCGGCAGGCUCGAACGCUCCGUGAUCGAGCAACGAUAUCAAACUAUCAUCGAAGAACUUUUCCUCUGGAAUGCGUAA